GCCAUUGGUAGAAGGGGAAAGUGACGCUGGGAAAUUCUGGAAGGUUCGGAGCCGGUAUAUAAAGCGAGCCGGCCGGAAUUACAGUCUCAUUCUCCUCGACUUCAGCUCGGAGACGGCGAGCAGCUCAGCAACGGCAAGACCCAGAAAAACAGAUAACCAUGUCUAAAGGACCAGCAGUCGGUAUUGAUCUUGGCACCACUUACUCCUGUGUGGGAGUCUUCCAGCAUGGGAAAGUGGAAAUCAUUGCCAACGACCAGGGCAACAGAACAACCCCCAGUUAUGUGGCCUUCACAGACACCGAAAGGCUCAUCGGUGAUGCAGCCAAGAACCAGGUUGCAAUGAACCCCACAAACACCGUUUUUGAUGCCAAGCGUCUGAUUGGUCGCAGGUUCGAGGAUGCCGUUGUGCAGUCUGACAUGAAGCACUGGCCUUUCAAUGUCGUCAGUGAUGGGGGCAGGCCAAAGGUCGAGGUCGAAUACAAAGGAGAAACAAAGUCCUUCUACCCUGAGGAGGUGUCUUCUAUGGUUCUAGUAAAAAUGAAGGAAAUUGCUGAGGCUUACCUUGGCAAGACCGUGUCAAAUGCCGUUAUCACUGUCCCAGCUUACUUCAAUGACUCCCAGCGCCAGGCAACAAAGGAUGCCGGCACCAUCUCUGGUCUGAACGUCUUGCGUAUCAUCAAUGAGCCAACUGCUGCCGCCAUUGCUUAUGGUUUGGAUAAGAAGGUUGGCGCAGAGAGAAAUGUGCUCAUUUUUGAUCUUGGUGGUGGUACUUUUGAUGUUUCCAUCCUGACCAUUGAGGAUGGUAUCUUUGAAGUAAAGUCAACAGCUGGUGACACUCACUUGGGUGGUGAAGACUUUGAUAACCGCAUGGUGAACCACUUUGUCGCUGAAUUCAAGAGGAAGCACAAGAAGGACAUCAUUGACAACAAGAGAGCUGUUCGCCGUCUCCGCACGGCCUGUGAACGUGCAAAGCGUACCCUUUCAUCAAGCACCCAGGCCAGCAUCGAAAUCGAUUCUCUGUAUGAAGGUAUCGACUUCUACACGUCCAUCACAAGAGCCCGUUUUGAGGAACUCAACGCUGAUCUCUUCAGAGGCACCCUGGACCCCGUAGAAAAGUCCCUCCGUGAUGCCAAGCUGGACAAGUCCCAGAUCCAUGACAUCGUGCUGGUUGGUGGCUCCACCCGUAUCCCCAAAAUCCAGAAGCUUCUUCAGGACUUCUUCAAUGGAAAGGAGCUGAACAAGAGCAUCAACCCUGAUGAGGCUGUCGCUUACGGUGCAGCUGUGCAGGCGGCCAUCCUCUCUGGUGACAAGUCUGAGAAUGUCCAGGACCUCCUGCUGCUCGAUGUCACUCCUCUGUCUCUGGGUAUUGAGACCGCCGGUGGUGUCAUGACUGUCCUGAUCAAGCGUAACACAACCAUCCCCACAAAGCAGACCCAGACCUUCACCACCUACUCCGAUAACCAGCCCGGUGUGCUGAUCCAGGUGUACGAGGGUGAAAGAGCCAUGACAAAGGAUAACAACCUGUUGGGUAAAUUCGAGCUGACUGGCAUCCCUCCAGCUCCCCGUGGUGUUCCUCAGAUCGAGGUGACAUUUGACAUCGACGCCAACGGUAUCUUGAACGUGUCUGCCGUGGACAAGAGCACCGGCAAAGAGAACAAGAUCACAAUCACCAACGACAAAGGUCGUCUGAGCAAGGAAGACAUCGAGCGCAUGGUCCAGGAAGCCGAGAAGUACAAGGCUGAGGACGAGAAGCAGAGGGACAAAGUCUCAUCCAAGAACUCCUUGGAGUCCUACGCAUUCAACAUGAAGGCUACCGUGGAAGAUGAGAAACUCCAAGGCAAGAUCAGCGAUGAGGACAAACAGAAGAUCCUGGACAAAUGCAACGAGGUCAUCUCCUGGCUGGACAAAAACCAGACUGCAGAGAAGGAAGAGUUUGAACACCAGCAGAAGGAGCUGGAGAAGGUCUGCAACCCCAUCAUUACCAAGCUGUACCAGAGUGCGGGUGGCAUGCCAGGGGGUAUGCCCAGCGGCUUCCCCGGUGCUGGCGGAGCCCCCUCCGGAGGAGGAGCGUCAUCCGGCCCCACCAUUGAAGAGGUCGAUUAAUCGAACUGGAAAGGCAUUCGUUCCUCCAGGGGUUACUUUCUUUUUUUUCGCUCUGGGGCACAAUUUGUAUCGAAUGGUUGUUCAAAGUUUAUUUCCCACACGAGCUGCUGUAAGUUUAUUUGGGGCAUUAAUACUUGAAGUCACUCCACGUUGCAGGAGAUAAGAACGCCAUUGCACUUUAUCUGUACUGUAACAAACUGGGUCCAGGCGAAUAAAAAAACUAUUUGGCAACAUA
Molecule: messenger RNA, 2337 nt
Organism: Spea bombifrons (plains spadefoot toad)
Lineage: Eukaryota; Metazoa; Chordata; Amphibia; Anura; Pelobatidae
Gene: HSPA8
Product: heat shock protein family A (Hsp70) member 8
Exons: 9
Coding region: 159-2102 (647 amino acids)
Biological process (GO): cellular response to unfolded protein; vesicle-mediated transport; protein refolding
Cellular component (GO): nucleus; cytoplasm; plasma membrane
Molecular function (GO): ATP-dependent protein folding chaperone; misfolded protein binding; ATP binding
Source: RefSeq, a predicted model, not a curated record